Molecule: messenger RNA, 1106 nt
Organism: Asterias rubens (European starfish)
Lineage: Eukaryota; Metazoa; Echinodermata; Asteroidea; Forcipulatida; Asteriidae
Exons: 3
Coding region: 423-1106 (227 amino acids)
Source: RefSeq, a predicted model, not a curated record
CCACACAUGUUACCCUCGUGGGCAAAAAGGUACAUGUUCAACCCCCCUUGUGGUGUGCUCGUGACUAUGAUUUGUGUGGAAUGCUGACGACAGAGUAGUACCAGCGCAGCUAGCUAGUCAUACACCAAUAAAUGAUUGUUAAGUACGGACGUGCUGGAGCUAUCUCUAACAUUACAACACAAAAUCAAAGCACUGGGAUUGAAUUUCGUUGACGUGAACCAUAUUAACAGAUGUUUUGACAGUGGUUUUUAAAUUUUUAAGUGAAGGUUUUUUCAAAGCGAGUGAGUGGGGGGCUAGCUUACCUGUGUGGUGUCACCAGUGUGGGCAACAGGCAACUGUGGAAGUCCUGAGAUUGUUAACUCAACACAAGCGAAAAACUUUCGGGAAAGUGUUGAACUUUCUUCAGUUGAGUGUGGUUAACCAUGGAGGAAUACAGCUUCCACAUGUACGUGUUUGUGCUUCUUGUGUGUUUACUUUAUCUGGCGGCUGCCGCUCAGGGGCAGGUUGGGGAAGACUGCAAGGGACACAACAAGUUUACGGAGUGCGGCUGUCAUCAGUAUGGUGUGAGCGUGCAUAGAGAUGAUAAGUUGGCGUAUGAAGAGGGAGGAAUAGUGGUUCACACGAGGACCGAUCUCGCGUGGAAUAGUAAGAAACCAUAUUACUUCUGUCUGACAUGCAUGGAAUGCGGAGACGGGAUCCUAAAAGAGCAUAGGUGCACACAAAAAUCGGACACCGUUUGCAGUACAAACAAGUGCACCGACGAAACAUGGACGUACAACUUCAACUUAAAAGCAUGCCAUCCACCUCAAACAACAACGCCACCAACGACAGUCAGGAGCAAAAUCGUGACGCAGAAAGACACGAUGUCUGUGACGUCAGAACCGAUUAGACGUUCAAAGGUCACAGAUGACAAACCGGAUGGACAGAUGAACAGUAUCAUUCUGGUUGGCAUUGUUUGUGGAGUCGCUGUAUUGUGCGUCUUGGUUGUCGUCAUUAUGGCGAUGUUCGUCUGCCGAAUUAAACGCCAAUAUGCUGGCUUGCUAUCUGGAACCCCGUCGUCUUCCAAUAACUCGUCUAGGGAGUCGGUUGCCCCUUCACACGUCUAG